UUUUGGCUGCAGGCUUUGACUUUGUUCCCAAGGUGACCGUGCGAAAAGUCUCUGGUCUUCUGAUUGUCGCAGCUGUCCAGUUCUCACAGGAAGUCUCUCCUGCAGCUCAGUUCCGAAGCACGCCUGAUGAUGUCGCUGCUCUCCGUCGUGAUGUCCCUCUUCACCAUAUUCCUAGUUUCUGGCGCAUCGCAGUAUUGUUACCCGUGCGAUCCUUGUUGGCCGGACCAGUCUGCGUGGGAUCAGCUAUCCUCCGACUUGGAUGGCAAGCUGUUCCAGACAGAUGUCACAGACUACGAGGUUUGCGAAUCGGUGCCAACCAGCAAUUUAGCAGCGUGGACGCUGAUAGAUGCUGAGAACGGGAUCUGCAUGCAGCACCACAGCUGUGCGCACGACCAGUGCGACUCGGACAAAGCGUGGAAUUUGCCGGCCUACACUGUGCGGGCAGAGUCCGCAGAUGACAUCAGGGUGGCGCUGACGUUUGCACAGCUGCACGACAUCGCAGUCAGCGUAAAAACCAGUGGCCACAGCUACUCAGGGAGCAGUACGCUCAAAGGCUCGUUGCUGAUCUGGAUGCGCCACUUCACGCAGUACGGGACGCAGCAGGCCUUCACCGACAGCUGUGGCACGCUGACGGAUGCCACGCUGAAGGUCGGCGGCGGGCAGGUCUGGUACGAGGCGUACGACGCUGUCAAAGAAGACUUCAACAUCAUCGGCGGGGGGGGGAAGACUGUGUCUGCCGCUGGUGGCUGGCUUCAGGGCGGCGGCCUCAGCGCCAUGUCGCCCAGCUACGGCCUUGGCAUCGACAACGUCCUUGAAGUCCACGCCAUGCUCGCGAACGGAACAGAAGUCGUCGCGGACGCCUGUACCAACCAAGAUCUGUUCUGGGCGCUUCGGGGGGGCGGAGGGGGCACUUUCGCAAUCGUGAUGUCUGUCAUCUACCGGCUUCACCCACCCUCUCCGGUAACGCAGCUGGUGGUUUACGUGGAUUUGGCAGGGUGGGAAUCCGAUUUCGGCAAGAUCACGGCACUGCAGGCAUGGUGGCACAAAAUCGUCGACCUCCAACAGGGUGCAGGCCUGGACUCUCGUUGGGGCGGUUAUUGGCAGAUAGCCGCGGGCCAUGGCGUUCUUUUCUUCAUGGGAACCAACGAGGAGGCUUACGACACUCUGAUCACCGACCUCGAGGCUUGGAGAUCGAACCGGAGCGAUGGCGAUCACAUCUACCUGGUGGUCACCGAGGGGGACUCCUACUACUCGGUCGGGGGGCACGAGGCGCUCGAGACCGACAUCGGCAGCCACGCGGAAUUUGAUAUAGACUCGGUGCUCAUACCGCGGUCGUACGUGGUCGACCAAGACGGGGCUGUCAUGAAAUCAACGAUGGACGCCUUGCUGAGCGCUGGUGUCUGGAGCUUCACAAUGUAUCAGCUCGGAGGGCAGGUGAUGAAUGUCUCGGACAUCGCGACCGCGAUCCACCCGGCAAUGCGGGCUGCACAGUUUUCCUUUAUGAGCUCCCACUAUGUGUCCAAGCUGCUGAGGGACAGCAUUCCUGGAUCUGCGACCUGUCACAAUCACCACGGGCCAGAGAACCGCACUCUGGAGUCGCUGUUCGGCGACAAUUUGCAGAGGCUGCAAGAGGUGAAGGCCUCCUACGACCCCGAUAAUCGCUUCAACUGCUACCACUGUGUGGGCUGGCAGGAUCCUGGGGACGAGGACUUUUCCUCCUGCGCUGCUCCAGCUGAGACCACCACGACGGCCAGCACCACGACGGCCACCACGACCGAGGAGACCUCGACGCCAGACUGCGACUGCUCCAACAGCAGCGAAUACCUUACGGUAUGCGGUGUUGACGGCAACGACUACGGCAACGCGUGUCUUGCCGAGUGUCACGGCGGUGGCUAUGCCUUCGACGGGUCGUGCUCUGCCAGCCUCGACUGCAGCAAGUGUGCAGACGAGGAUCGGGAUUGCGUUGCCGAGGACACUGAACUGCGCGCGGGCACGUGUGACGAGGGGUACCUCGCCAUGGAGGGGUGCUACUGCUCCAGCUCCGACGAGUGUGAACCGGGAAGCUUCGGAUGCUACGAAGGCCCCUCGGCAGGAGCCUUGGCCUGCGGCCCUGCCCUCGUGUCCUUGCUGAGCGUGGCAGUGGCGCAGGUGUAGGAGACCCUCCGACGCGGUGGCAGACCAGCCUCUCACGCAUGCCAGUGGGCUGGGUGAGGCCUGCAGCUGCACUCGUUCCCCUCGCGGCCCGAACCGAGGACCAGACCGUCGGUUCUCUCUGCGUGCCCCCUGCUCCUCUGGACGCCGCUGCGCCUGAGGGCGGGCAGCGCCACACCUGCACCGUGGAGCGGGAUGCCCUGCACAGCAUGGACGUCUCGGUUCCUCCGCCCGCUCCUCCGCGUCACGCCAUCCUCCCGUCGUCUCUUUCCAUCUCGGUCCGAGGGCUCAGCUCGAUUGCUCGCUGUGAGAAGGGUCUCGCUGACUGUCCGGUCCCGUGCGAGUGCCGGAGUGCUCCACAGCGCGGUCGUCAUGCUUGUUAGUUGGCCGACCCUCUUUCUCUCUAAACUUGAUGCGGAGCGCCGUUCUUCCUUGCACGCUUGUUUGUGUGCACGGUUGUCGAUAAGGUCCCUCUCGGUCUCUCGUUUCCCUCCCUCUCUCUCUCUCUCCCUUUCUGUCGUUGCUAAUUUGUGAGUGAUCCACUCGCCCGAUGACAGGGCAACAGAGUGCAGUAGUAGCACGGCAUCAAAGGAACAGCUUGCCAGUAGCAGGGUCGCUGCUGUUGGCCAAGAUGUUUUUUGUUUUUUAUUCUCUCUCUCUCUUUCUCCCUCUCUUCGUGGCUCUCUGUUCAGACUGUGCGCGGAGCUCGUGCCUCUCUCGAAUGUCCGCCUGCAGCGCAAUCGUUGUCAGUAUGGGAUGGUGCCUCGGCUGGCUGGCCCUUCGCCAGACGACAGGGUCAUCGUGAGUGCAGUCGUAUGGCGGCACCAAAAGAGCAGCUGCUCAGUAGCCAGAGCCUCGUGGUUUGCCAGGACGCUUCUCGUCACUCUCUCUCUCUCUCGCUCUCUGCCGCAUUCUCUGUCUCUAUCUCUGUUCCAGGCCUCCGACGGCGUUUUUUUCAAUACUCGCUCCCCCAGGCUGGGAACGCCCGAAGACUUCCGGAAGGGAGGUCUUGGUCGUGGCCCCCCCAGUCCGCAGUGUCCCAGCGCCGCGCCCUGCGAUGCGUCGCACGGCGCCUCGGCCGUCUGCGGAGAGUGCGCGGUCUGCCAGAGGAGGGACAGUGUUGAGCCCCGACGCUCAUGUUCCGCGCGGGGGCCCGAUCGCGCCAAGUCGCGUUGGCCAUGCGGGAGGCUUCUUCACUGCCCGCGUUGAGCAGCAUUUAGCGGUCGGAAUCAGUCUUAUGGGCAAGACAGAGGUCCGAAGAUUUAGAAGCGCACGUCGCCAUGCUCUAUGACAUUUUGUCCUGUGUGAUUUGCAACCGCACGCCCGACACUGGGCAACGACAGCCCUAGUCUGGGAGGCAGUUGCGGCCGUGCCAAAUGGCAGGAGUUGACCGGGCGGAGCCGUGGGAGGAUCUACGGGUUCCGGCGCACGGACCGUCGUCGCGCUCUCAAUCUGUAAUCAUUUGACGGCUGUUCGGAGGAGGAA
Prorocentrum cordatum is the source of this 3636-nucleotide messenger RNA. The record is from the annotation of a GenBank genome assembly. NCBI's taxonomy places the organism in Eukaryota, Dinophyceae, Prorocentrales, Prorocentraceae.